Molecule: messenger RNA, 4377 nt
Organism: Megalopta genalis
Lineage: Eukaryota; Metazoa; Arthropoda; Insecta; Hymenoptera; Halictidae
Gene: Ndf
Product: Nucleosome-destabilizing factor
Biological process (GO): transcription elongation-coupled chromatin remodeling
Cellular component (GO): chromatin
Molecular function (GO): nucleosome binding; NAD binding; NADP binding
Source: RefSeq, a predicted model, not a curated record
CGUCAUGCACAAACGACGCUCUACUAGUCAGUCAGUCGCUUGCCGAUCGUGACACGAGUCAGAGAGUUUUGUAAUGUCGGAGGUAUUCAAACUGGGUGAUUUAGUAUGGGCGAAGAUGAAGGGAUUUUCGCCUUGGCCUGGCCGGGUGUCAAAUCCUUCAAAGGACUUAAAGAAACCAACGAAUACUAAGAAGGGGCCAGUUCAAUGUAUAUUCUUCUUUGGAACAAAUAAUUACGCAUGGAUAGAGGAAUCCAAUAUAAAACCAUAUCUUGAAUACAAAGAGACUCUUAUAAAAUCUAGUAAAGCUGGUGCAUUUAAAGAUGCAGUAGAGGCAAUAGAAGAGUUUAUUGCCAAUGGAGAGGUGUUUGAGGAUGGCUUAGAUCCUGACUCCUUAUUUGACAGACUUAAAGAAGAGAGUAUGUCUAAGGAGAAGAGCGUAGUAAAGACUCCUAAGCCUCGUAAGGAAACACCAAAAACAAAAAGACUGGACACCAGUACAAGUGAUGCUCGCCGUCCAGCUAAAAAGCAGCGUAGAGAAUCGAAUACAAGUAACAGUAAUAGAGUAGGCAGCAUCAGUCCUGCAAUGAACCAUUCAACAUCACUUAGGAAAUCAGGAUCAACACUCCUUAAUAGGCCUGCAAAUAUUGCCAGACCUGUGACACCGCCUUUAGAUGUGGAAACGUUGUCGCAAACCCUUAAAGAGAAAAACAUCCUUCCGUCGACCUUGAAAUUUGGGUUCCUUGGUUUGGGUAUCAUGGGUAGCGGCAUCGUAAAAAACCUGAUCAACAGUGGGCACAGCGUAAUUGUGUGGAAUCGGACGCAAGAGAAGUGUGCGGACUUCGUGAAAGCUGGGGCAGAACAGGGUUUGACACCAUCGGACGUCGUAUUGGCAGCUGACAUUACAUUUUCCUGCGUGGCUGAUCCUCAAGCGGCCAAAGACAUGGUGUUCGGAAACUGCGGGGUGCUCACAGAAAUCUCCCCCGAGAAGGGGUACGUGGAAAUGACCGGAAUAGACGCGGAGACGUCGCAGGACAUCGCUGAGGCGAUAACUGCGAAAGGUGGGCGAUAUUUGGAGGCGCAGGUGCAAGGUAGUAAAACGCAGGCACAAGAGGGUACAUUGGUGAUCCUUGCGGCCGGAGACCGGACAUUGUUCGACGAAUGUCAGUCGUGCUUCGAGGCCAUGGGCAAGAAUAGCUUUUACCUUGGCGAGGUGGGCAACGCAUCCAAAAUGAACCUUGUGCUUCAGCUGAUGGCGGGAGUCACUCUGGCCGGUUUGGCCGAGAGUAUGGCGCUGGCGGAUCGCGCUGGCCUUCAACAGAAAGACGUGUUGGAGGUGUUGGAGUUAACAUCAUUGGCUUGUCCUGCAAUUCUUGACAAAGGAAAAGCUAUCAUCGAAGGCGGCUUCCCAACGCAGCUACCCCUGCAACACAUGCAAAAAGACUUAAGACUCUCUUUAGGUAUGAGCGACCAGCUGGAGCAACCUCUACCAUUGGCAGCCGCGGCGAACGAGGUCUACAAGCAUGCUAAACGCCUUGGCUACGGAGAACACGACGCCUCCGCUGUCUACAUCAGAGCCAGGUUCUAACGGAGCAUGCAACGUCGAGCUUUCGCUAUACCAUAUUUAUUGCAAUAUCUAAACGUUGUUUCCCGUCGCUACCAGAGAAGAGUAGUGCGCUAUUUUGUCGACGAGUAGCGAGGCCACUACACGGUCAGGCGCGCAAACAAUAACGCCGUUUGCGAUGAUUGUUGAUCGCCGCGAGGUUGUUGGAACAGUAACACACACAGUCUGUUGUCGCUGAAAGGAACCAGAACCAAAUUCAACGCACCGGAGCGCGUUAAAACGGUAUACUCCAAUGCACACGAACACAUACACACACAAUGAUCAAUGAAUGUAUAAAUGUACUUGUACGGUUUUUUACACGGCUUUUUUUGCAACGAAACUCAUUUUGUGUAUAUUACAACGACUUGGUUUUUCUUUCUUUACGAUAUGUUUUUUAUUUUUCUCUGUUUUUCCUUUGUUUAAAAAAAAGAAGAAGAAAAAAAAGGUAUACUUGGCGACUACUUUUCUCGAGAACUGCGCGCGUGGGUUAUGGUAGCCGAUCUCUCGAAUCGCAUCCCGACUUCGACGCCCGUAAAACGCACCCCUCGUUUGAGAAACUUGAGAGAGACUUGGGGCGUGUCGAAAAUGUGCCUUACGAUACCCGUUCGAAGCAAGGCUUUCCUUUUCCCUAAGUUCUUUUUCGUUUACCGCUCGAGACCGAGCGGAGGGCGAUGAUUUCGUUCACUUGUGAUUGAUACAAUACGGCGGAGUUUGAUGUACACGGCGAUCGAUGAUCGAGGGCGACGCAUAGAAGAAUACCGAUAGGGAAAAGGGAACGGUGGGGGUAGAUUAUACUUUUCGUUGGUGCAAUCAUUAAACUAUAAUUCAGCGAAAUUUGUAAAAAAAAGAAAAUAAUGUCUGGCAGCACUUUGAGAGCGUUCGCCAAAUCGAGUAACGAAGGCAGGAACAACGUUUUUGAGUUCGCCCCGUUCAUCCAGUUGUUAAACAUUGAUUUUAUACGGCUGUUCUAAUUUUUGUUCGAUCAGAGGUGUGAUUCCCGACAGCGUUUCCAAUGAAUCUUUACAACUGAAAACAUAUCGGUUUUCACAGGCCUAUUCAAAGACGUGUCGUACGCUUUCUGUUUUCGAUUUACUCGAUUUACGAUGAUUCCGACGGAACGCCGUUGACGCUUUGUUUCGCAUAAGCAAUUAGAACAAUGUUUCGCGCUCGGCGCAUCUUCGGCUUUUUUUCGUUUUCAUCGACGCGGCUCCUAAUCGAUAAGCCGAAAACAACGUCGAAAUCAUUCAGUCUCUGUAACACGAAGAAAGCGAAGGAGAGCACUAUCGAAGUGUCGAGCAUGAAUUAAUAUAUACAUAUAUUUGUAUGUAUGCUGCUAUGUAUAGAGGCUUUCGGACACGCUGAGUGUUUCUUUUACGAUUAUUAUCAUUCUUAUGUUUAAUGAGAUUCAAUCGUCACCCGGUGAGGUUUGAAUCAAACGGUCGGUAUGGGGUUGUUGUCUAGUUACUUGAUCCACGAGACUAUUUUCACUAUGGAAAUUCAAUUCGCGUCUGUGCGAGCAGAGAAAUCCGACUUUUUAUAAAUAGGGGAAUUCGGGGGAAAAAAUGUUAUUGUCGAAGAGGGACGUGAGCAGCCGACGUGCCUCCGUUUACGGAUGUCGUUGUGGCCCUCACGAGCGACACGCGGCGAAGUCGAGAGCGAGCCCGAAAGGUUGCGAGUCCGUUCGCAGAGACGGAUUUAAAAAUCGCGAGCCGAUCGCGCGCGUUUCGCUUUACGGGGGAUCAGAAAUCGAUCAGAGAGAUCUACUCUCUGCCGCUCGAUCAUCAUCAAAUGUUCACAACAAACGCUUGUUAUGGGCUUUCCUAGCUCCUCGGGGACCGGUAAAUAUUUUUCUAAAAUUCAGUGUUGAUCGCGUCGAUGUUCAACCAUCGGUACCCGAAGAAUGUUCGAAUUCAACGACGACAUCGUAACUACACCUGUAAACAAAUGCGUCGAAUUCCGAUCCUCGAAUGUAAAAGGGAAACUCGCGUCGACUCGCUCGUUUUGCAGACUUUUGGUCGCGUGGGCGACCAUGCGACACAUAGCUGUAAACAGUGGCUAGACGCCCAUAUCACAUAAUGUAUAUGUAAUUAGAUUAUCGAUAUAGUUUUUAAUGUUAUAAUGAUACAUUGUGCAUCUACGUGAUGAACAAGGAACGAUGAAAAUAGAAAAAAUAUUAAAUAUUCUACAGCAAGCAUAAAGAAAAAAAAAAUUAUAUAUAUAUAUAUAAAUAUAUAAAUAUAUAUAUAUUAUAUAUAUAUACAUAUAUAUAGCUAGUAAAGUGUAUAAAUCACAGAGAGGGAGGAAUUCCGUGUGAGUGCGAUCGGGUGAGUGAGAAUACGUCAUGAGCAUUGCGUCAGUAACUUGACGUUAUAUGUUUUGUCACGAAAUAACACUGGUUUUUGAAUAAAUAUCUAUUUGAAUUACGAACAUCGAUACUCAAUGCCUGAUACGCGCGCGGAUUGUAAAUGUAUCUAUUUCACACACGUACUAUCCCCCGAUUACGUUUUUUCAUCCGGACUUUUUACUUUUUAUUUUCUCUUUCAUUGUAAUCUACUCAUCCUUAAACGUAUCAGUAUAUAAUUAGUACAUAGGCACCUACUGUACCUUAAAAUCGUGCUUGAUAAGAAUUGAAUAUUGUUUUUUAACAUUUGCGGGAUUAUUUCUCUAUUUUAAUAGAAGUUACAUAAGGUAGGGACAAAAUCUCGAAUAAUGUAGACAUAAAAAUUACUAUAUUUUAUAUACUAUUAAGCGUAUAUUAAAAGAAAAAUUAAAAUCGA